UGCAGUAUAAGAAGGCAGGAGUCGGCCCUGCUCAACAUCAAUUCCACUUGUACAUUUAUCGCUGUUCCCCACACCCCCACAAGGAGCACAUAUCUCUCACACACACUUUACUCCACCAAAUCUAACUCACCCCACAACCCCCACACUCCACCAUGUCUGAAGAGCAUCACGAUUUCGAGGGCGGCUCUGCCAACGCCUCUGCCACGUUCCCCAUGCAGUGCUCUGCCCUGCGCAAGAACGGCCACGUCGUCAUCAAGGGCCGUCCCUGCAAGAUUGUCGACAUGUCGACCUCCAAGACCGGCAAGCACGGACACGCCAAGGUCCACAUUGUCGCUCUCGACAUCUUCACCGGCCGCAAGAUGGAGGACCUGUCUCCCUCCACCCACAACAUGGACGUCCCUGUCGUCAAGCGUGACGAGUACACCUUGCUCGACGUCCAGGACGGCUACCUCACCCUGAUGACGUCCGAGGGCGCCACCAAGGAUGACGUCCGCUUGCCCGAGGGCGAGCUUGGCCAGCAGAUCGAGGACGGCUUUGAGGAGGGCAAGGAGCUCAUCGUCACUGUCGUUUCUGCUAUGGGCGAAGAGUGUGCUCUUGCCGCCCGCGAGGCCCCCAACUCCUAAGCUGAGACACGAACCAUGCAACUGUGAACGAAACUUUUUGAGCAGCGUCUGUUGAGAAUGUCGCGAGAGGCCUCGGGCCGUCGCCGGCGCUUGUGCAGGGCGUGCUUUGCUGGUUUGUUGUCGUCGGCUCUGGAGGAGCCAGCGGGCGGCUGUUCAAACUGUGUACCUUAGAGCUCUCACGGAGAGUGGGCGGGAGCCUGCCGGAGGGAAUGACUUGUCUGGUUGGUGUCUGCGUCCACGUCUGUGAUACUCUAGUUCUGUGUUUUUAGUUGGUUUUUCUGGGUUCUGUCUCUAUUAUUUCCAAGCGGAUGCAGUGAGCUGCAUCGAGGGAACGGGUGUGUCAGGGCGAAUCGCUGCCUGCACACCUGAACUGUACUUAUUAGUAAGGAAGUCUUUUGGAUGAAA
This is a messenger RNA of Schizosaccharomyces japonicus yFS275, 1028 nucleotides long. RefSeq names its product translation elongation factor eIF5A. The record is from RefSeq and is a predicted model, not a curated record. Bases 153 to 623 code for a protein of 156 amino acids. Gene Ontology annotation, biological process: cytoplasmic translational elongation; translational frameshifting; positive regulation of translational elongation. Gene Ontology annotation, molecular function: ribosome binding; RNA binding; translation elongation factor activity. NCBI's taxonomy places the organism in Eukaryota, Fungi, Ascomycota, Schizosaccharomycetes, Schizosaccharomycetales, Schizosaccharomycetaceae. The transcript has a single exon. Gene Ontology annotation, cellular component: cytoplasm.